AUGUCCAUCUUUCCAUUUAUCGACUUUGUUUUAUCGGAGAAGUUUGAAAGCAAUACGCCGGUCUGCCCCCCCGAGUUUAGCGGCCACCGCAUCAGGCAAGUACAGCCGGUUUCACGCCAAACCCCUCGAUCUUCCUCGAUCUGCUACUCUGGAAUCGAUGCUUGUGACUAUUGCGAUGGCGAUCAUUGCUCUAGAUGCCAUCGCAUUGCCCGAGAUACGAGCGUGAGCCCAACUCGCUGCCCUCGCCUCCUUCGUUUUAUUGCUACAUUAUCCCAAUCCUUACAGCAAUACCUGCUCGAUGACCGCGACAGGGGAGACUUGCCCUUAGCAUCAUCUCUAUACGACAUGACCUGGCCAAUGGAAGAAAUGCCUCACGACGACGUGGUCAGCUUCCGUCUGAUUGCGCUGUUAUAUUGUACGCUGGGGCUGAUCUGUAACGAGAAGGACCGAUUUCUGCCAGAUAUGGCUAUGGCAGAUAACGAUCUAUAUGAAAAUGGCAAUAUCGCAGGCUCUUCUGGGCAUCCUACAGACCGGAUACGAAACGCCGGCGUUGACAGAAUCGAUCAUAAGCCGGCAGGUUGUACCGAGGACCAAUUGGCUCAGGGUGCUGCUCACAGCAGGACUUCCGCGGUGCUAGAAUAG
Sclerotinia sclerotiorum 1980 UF-70 is the source of this 642-nucleotide messenger RNA. RefSeq lists its product with no specific name. The transcript is spliced from 5 exons. Bases 1 to 642 code for a protein of 213 amino acids. The record is from RefSeq and is a predicted model, not a curated record. Lineage: Eukaryota; Fungi; Ascomycota; Leotiomycetes; Helotiales; Sclerotiniaceae.